Durusdinium trenchii is the source of this 1302-nucleotide messenger RNA. Lineage: Eukaryota; Dinophyceae; Suessiales; Symbiodiniaceae. The record is from the annotation of a GenBank genome assembly.
AUGUGCAGCCGCCGAGCACGGGGGUACCGGAACUUCAUCGCCUUUUGGAUCCUUGGCCUGCUGAACAACUUCCUAUGGGUGGUGAUGAACGCGGGCGCCGGUAGCAUCAAUGAGGCGGGCAUUGCUUUAGUCUACCUGGUGAAUGUGGUGCCAUCGCUCACCAUGAAGCUCACUGGUCCUUACUGGUUCCACUAUGUGAGCUACAGGUGUCGGAUCAAUCUCAUGGCCUUCUUCAUGGUCCUGUGUCUUUGCAUCGUCGCUUGGAGCAACAGCGGCCACGUGAAACUCCUCGGCGUGGGUUUUUGCUCCUUAGCUGCUGGCAUGGGAGAAGCAAGUAUCCUUGCGAUGACCAGCUUCUACGACGCACAGUCCUGCCUGGCGGCCUGGAGCUCGGGCACCGGCUUCGCUGGCAUCGCAGGAUAUAUCUGGUCAUUAGCAUUUGACGCCAUCGAUACCUGCUUCCAGGUUCAGCUCAUGGUUGCUUUAUGGAUUCCAGUUGCAUGGCUCCUGACCUUCUAUGGCUUGUUGGGUGUCCCCUGGAUCGACAAGGAACGGGUGACUCUGGAUCACGUGACAGAAGAGGAGAUCGAGGAUCUCUCCCACGAGACCUCGGAGAGUUCCAACGACUCGGACACCACCUGCCAUAGCGCCUCAGAAGUGGCCACUUCAAAGCUCACCGUGAAGGAACGUUUCUUCUUCAUCCUGGGCCUUUGGCCUUACACUGUACCGCUGCUCUUUGUCUACGUCUCCGAGUAUGCGAUCCAAAGCGGUCUCUGGGCGGCGAUGGGCUUUCCAGUCACGGACCCCGUGAGCCGCCGCAGCUGGUACAAGUGGUCCAACUUCACCUAUCAAGUUGGCGUUUUCAUCUCCAGGACCUUCUUCAUCCUCAUUUGCCGGAGUCGGUCGGUCCUGUGGUCCGGUGGCCUUUUGCAGAUCUUGAUGGCAAUCUUCUUCACCUUCGCCGCGGUGCAUCCCUUCGGUGGCUGGUGGUUACUGGCACCCUCGCUCUUCGUGGGCUUCCUGGGCGGCGGAGUCUAUGUGGGAGCCUUCUCUCUCAUCGCCAAGGAGCAGAACUCCGCCUAUGUAGAGUUAGCCUUGUGUUCCGCCUCCGUGGCCGACACCAUCGGCAUGAUCUUCGCCAACAUCUUGGGGCUCAUUGCGCAAGGAUGCAUCUUCGGGAUGAUGCGGGUGCUGGACACUAAGCCGGACUUCACCUGUGGCUUUGACAUUUGGGAUAACUUCAACCGCACCAGCCAUCCACCAGUCUAUGCCACGCACUGCUUCCCUGGAGUACAAGGUUGA